UUUUUUUUUUUUUUUUGUUCUCGCUCAUUUGACUGAUUCGACUUCAUUGAUUACUUCGGUGAGGAUGCUGUGGACAUGCUGAGGGUUUAAGUCAUAUAGGCCCCUCGUACCAAGGCUGCUACACGCCGUGGGUACGUGCCAUGGCAUCUAGCCCGAAAAGUAAAUAUAUAGACGAUCUCAGAAAAGCGGCAUCAAUGGAAGCGGGUUCUGCCGAGAAAGAGAAAACGAGCGAAGCUUCCGAAGAAAAAUUGUUCGGCACUGACCCUGAGAACACCGAGGACGAUGGCGCGGAGGACUUGUACGUUUUAGAUGAAGAGGAGCUCGAGAAUCUUGAGAAGACAAUGACUGACGAUGAGAAAAAGGCCAACAAGGAACGUGCACUAAGCCUUAAAGGAGAUGGCAAUGUGAGCUUCAAGGCAGGCCAGUACCUUGAUGCCAUGGAGGCUUACACACAAGCAUUGAAGAUAUGUCCCCUCUCAUCCUCAGAAGAACGCUCUGUUCUUUAUUCAAACAGGGGUGCCACAUGGGCGAGGCUGGAAAAGAAGAAAUUGGCAAUAAAAGAUUGUACAAAAGCCAUUGAGCUAAAUCCCUCCUAUUUGAAGCCUGUCUUAAAGAGGGCUUGGCUCUACAAGGAGACGAAAAAUCUGGAUGAGGCUUUGAAGGACUACCAACACAUCCUGGAGCUGGAUCCCAGUAAUGGAGAAGCGAGGCAUGCAUGCAUGACACUACCUGAUGAAAUCAAAGAGAGAAACGAGAAACUACAAGCUGAAAUGAUCGACAAGUUGAAGGAGCUUGGAAACCUUGUUCUAAGGCCCUUUGGUAUGUCAACUGAUAACUUCAAGCUUACAAAAGAUGGGGAAGGGGGUGGGUACAAGAUACAUUUCCAGAAGUGAAUGUAUUGUAAAGUGAAACCAAAUAAAAUACACAUUUUACUCGUUGUCC
This is a messenger RNA of Rhipicephalus microplus (southern cattle tick), 942 nucleotides long. RefSeq names its product tetratricopeptide repeat protein 1. NCBI's taxonomy places the organism in Eukaryota, Metazoa, Arthropoda, Arachnida, Ixodida, Ixodidae. Gene Ontology annotation, molecular function: protein binding. The record is from RefSeq and is a predicted model, not a curated record.